UCUCCACUAGUGAUCAGCUUCAUAAAAGUCUAUAGAGGUCAUGUUGAAAGUUGACGUAGUUGGGAACAAAAAAAGGAAGAGGUGUGGGAAGGUUUUCAGGUUCAAGAAUUUUGGUGAACCUGGAUACCCUGUUAUGUUUAAUGGGCCAUUUCGUGAGAACGUGAAUGCAUUACUUGAAUAUGCAAAUUUGGAGAGUAAUUUAAGCAUGGAAAUGCCAAUGUGGUCUUUUCAACUUGAAGUUCAUCACCACCCACCUUUGCAUAUCUUGUUGUUUGUGAUUGAAGAGCCAAUAGAGGCAGCAUUGAAUCGUCACUGCAAGCAUUGUCAAUACGUUGGCUGGGGCAAUCAUUUCAUUUGCAAUAAGAAGUAUCACUUUGUGUUGCCCUCAAAGGAGGCACUGGCUACCUGCACAAGCUGUGAAGGUUGCUGUGAUGCAGUUACUACAAUUAAUAAUGGUAAGUCCAAAUUAAUUGAAUUACAGGGUCAUAUGAUGCAUGGUGUUUUUCACUCUAAUGGAUUCGGGCAUUUGCUUUGUAUCAAUGGAUUGGAAAUGGGUUCGAAUUUGGCUGGGAACCAGAUCAUGGAGUUUUGGAACCGUUUGUGCUACGGAUUGCAAGCAAGGAAGGUGAGUUUGAAUGACAUUUCACAAAAGAGAGGAAUGGAACUAAGACUUGUGAAUGGAAUAGCAUACAACGAGUCAUGGUUUGGCCAUUGGGGUUACAAAUUUGGUCGAGGAUGCUUUGGUGUAACUCAAUCCAUGUACCACAAGGCCAUACAAGCAAUAAGAAGCAUGCCAUUAUACUUAAUCAUACACCACAUUGCCAAUUCCAACCAUGGCAUUCCACUCAUAUUCUCAAGGUACCAAACACUUUCAGAUCAAUCCCUAGUGACCCUUGGUGACCUAUUUUGUUACAUGUUAGACCUUAAAUCGCGCCUUCCUCGUGAAACAUGCAUUAGUUCCUAUAACACAAAUACCUUAGCAGUCGAGACCAAUUGUCGUUGGUCCCCUAAAAGGAUUGAGAUGGCAACAAGGGUAAUUGUUGAGGCCUUGAAAAGAACAAAGUUUAGAUGGGUUUCAAGGCAAGAAGUUAGAGAUGCUGCUCGUGCAUACAUUGGUGACACAGGAUUGCUAGAUUUUGUAUUGAAGUCACUAGGGAACCAUGUUGUAGGAAACUACUUGGUUCGUCGAAGCUUGAACCCUGUGACCAAAGUCUUGGAAUAUUGUUUAGAAGACAUUUCUAAUGUGCACCCUUAUGAUAAUGAAGGCUUGGUUAUGAGUAACAAAGUGAAGGACAAGUAUAAGAUCACAAGGGCUCAACUAAUGAAGGACAUGCUUUAUUUGUAUAAGUACAUUCUUAUAGAUCCAAAACCAAUGAUGGGGUCAGAAUUUCUCUCGGCUAUACCAUUGGCAGCAAGGAUAAUUCUUGAUACCAAGUAUUUUAUAAAAGAUUACUUUGGAGAUAUUCCUUACCAGGUUGAAUUAGGCUCGAAUGAUAAACUCAACCUUUAUUGUACAAUUUGGUUGAGAAACAAUGUUGGCAGUGAUGAGUACUUAAACAAAGCCAUUAUGCCACCCCAUGAAUGUUUCACAUUGAAAAGAAAUGCUACUAUCAAUGACUUGAAGCUAGAAGUUGAAAGGAAUUUUAGAGAAAUUUAUUGGGGGUUAAGGAGUUUUGUAGUGGAAUCAUUUCGGAAUUUAAGUGUCAAUAAUGAGACAGAAAUGGUUUUUGGUCUAAUUGAAGUGGGUGGAAAAGUUGUGCUUGAGGGUUGGCAAGGUGACAUAGGAAUAAACAUGAUUGAGCAAAUAUGUGAAAGUGAUCCGAACAAUGGUAUAAUGGAUUGCACUUGUGGAACUAUAGAAGAUGAUGGUGAGAGGAUGGUCUCGUGUGAUAUUUGUGAAAUUUGGCAACAUAGUAGGUGUGUUCGAAUUCCAAAUGAUGAAGAAAUUCCUCAUAUUUUUUUAUGCAAAAAGUGCGAGCAAGAAAUUGUCUUGUUUCCUUCGUUGCCAUAG
Molecule: messenger RNA, 2011 nt
Organism: Glycine soja
Lineage: Eukaryota; Viridiplantae; Streptophyta; Magnoliopsida; Fabales; Fabaceae
Product: PHD finger protein MALE STERILITY 1
Exons: 3
Coding region: 41-2011 (656 amino acids)
Source: RefSeq, a predicted model, not a curated record